AUGUCUGACGCACCUAAAGAAACUUCCAGGUUAGUCGCAUCUGGGGAAUUUACGUACCCAAUCACAGAGGUAACACAAAUCAGCAGGGAAACGCAAGAGCCCAAGUCGCGGAAGGAGCGUUCGCGCACCCCGUCACCGCCACCACCGCUCUUCACGUACGACAAGAACACGUCUCGAACCACUUGGCAUAAACAAACUGCGGAUGAGCAGAACUACAUCCAGCUCGUCGUCGAGCGAGAAGGUUUCCCUCAUGGCGCCAUCAUCGCUGACCGCAUCGAUCCGCAUCUGCUUUUCAAGGUAGCUCCAGCACUCCAGAAGCGUCUUGAGGGCCGCCGCAUCUUUAUUCCCCCGACAGCAUGUCUAGACGAAGAGGUUAUCGAGUCGAUGGUAUUUGGCCUCAUCCGUUGCGCGAAGGAAGAUAUACCCAUGCCCGAGCCGGUUGAGAAGAAGCCUGUUACCAUGAUCAUGAUACACUGUGUUCUGGUCUUCUUCGAGAUGGAGAAGGAAGCUCAAAACAUAGUUCAGAAGCUGUGGGACUUGUUUCAGCAGGUCAAGCUCACGCCCAUGGAUGUGCUCUGGAUCUGGGACACGUUUAGUGGACGUGUCCAGUCCGAGCCAUACACUGCGCCCUUCGCCCACGAGUACGUACAGAUGAUGGCGUGGCAGAUAUUGAACCUGGACGCGGUGAGUGUGUUGGAUCAGGAUAUUCGACACCUGAUUGAGCUGGAGAAGGAGCCGAAGUACUUCACUGAGACGAUGGAGGCGCGUUUCAAGACACACGGACUGGGGAAGGACCCUAUUGUUCCAGAAGCACUGAAAGAGGUUCCUUCGCCGCCUAAGGUGGCCGUUGCCGAAAAGACCAAACGUGAGAUCAAUGCUGAUGAUGAUGGUUGGUCGACUGUUACGAAGCGAUCGAAACUGAAACAAGGAAAUCAGAGUAUCACCGACGCCAAGUCCAAGUCAAACACCUCGACGACGACCGAGUCCCUUCCCGGUGUGAAGGCACCAGCGUUCAAAUCGGCAGGCGUGACUGAUGUGUUCAAGUCGCCCACGCCGCCUCCGACUCCAUUUGGUACACCUACGGCAUCAAUCCCGAACGUAGGUCCAGCUGCUUCUAAGUUCAGUUUCGCGGGCGCGUCGAAGGCCAUUGCGGCGGAUCGUCAGGCCGCCUGGCGAGACACACCAAAGGGGAGUGCAAAGCGAGUGAGUUUCUUCGUUGGCAACACUAAAGAUGAGGAGCAGAAUAACACAGGCUUGAAUACACGAAAGCCUACUAUAGCUUCGACUGAGUUCAGCUUUGGGGGAGCGAAUACUUCAAUGCCUACGGUACCGAAUACGAUGACUAUGCCAUCUACUUCUUCAGGAAUUGGUGGGACACCAGACCAACCUCCUUUCGGUGGAUUUGGUCAACCUGCACCUGGCGCAACCACUCAAGCUCUGGCACAGUCAAUCACUACUACCAACGCAGUAGGCUUCGCAUGGGGAAGUUCUGGUGCGACUCAAUCCACCAGCAGCGCAUUUCCUCAGUCUUCCAAUUUCCGCGGAGAUCCCUUUGGCGCCCGCACGGCACAGCAGCCCCCGCAGCAAUCUGUUGGUCAUUUUGGCAGUGGAUCUGUAUUAACUGGAGGUACGCAAGGUCCAACCCCCACGGCAGGUUUCAAUCUGUUCGGUGGAGCUUCUACGCAAAAUUCCGGAACUCAGCACACCUCGCCUGGGGCUCCAUAUAGUAACGCCGAUUUCAACUCAUUUAGUGCUCCAGCGUCAAAUGCGCCGUUGGCGGGAGCGUUUGGCGCACCGCCAGCUGCCUCAUCGAAUAAUGUCGGCGGAUUUGGAGCCCCGUCGAACAAUUUCACCCCGUCGAAUGGGACUGCCCAGGUAUCUAAUAAUACAGGUUUCGGCAUGAACAGCAGUCUUGAUGGCCAGUCUCCGUAUCAACAGCCGAAUGGCAGCCCCUUCGGUAGCCCAUUUGGCAACACCGCAAACACCGCGGGUGCUGGAGGCAACGUGUUCGACUUUCAGGGUGCAUCUUCUGGCGACGGCGGUGGCGCUCGAAGCGGAGCAAUGGGUGGUGGUAUGGUGCGGAAGAUCGCGAAGCCGACCGGGGCGAGGCGCUCUAGGCGAUAG
Didymosphaeria variabile is the source of this 2124-nucleotide messenger RNA. RefSeq lists its product as uncharacterized. The transcript has a single exon. Lineage: Eukaryota; Fungi; Ascomycota; Dothideomycetes; Pleosporales; Didymosphaeriaceae. The record is from RefSeq and is a predicted model, not a curated record. The coding region runs from base 1 to 2124 and encodes 707 amino acids.